ACAGUGGAUUACUCGCUGUUAAUGACCAUUGACUUGUUUCGGCCGUGAACGCGCAGCUCCCUGAGCGCCUGCAUGGGUCUCUUUCCCCUGCGCUGAGUGGUUGAUGGUUGUCGCUCCCUGGGCUCCUGCUCGGUUCCUGCUCGGCUUGUGUUCGGUGCCUGAACGCCUCCGGUUCCGAGGGGAAACGCACGACAGACGGCUCCCUCCGUGUUUGCGUUUUUGCGCACCGCCGCUGCUCGUCCGCUCCGCUCCGCGGCGCGUCUUUUUUGCCCCCGUCGGCGCUAUAUAUUCCCAUCACGCGAUCAUCACUGCGGAAUGGAUUGUUCCGUUUUGAUGCCACGGUUUUUGGUGAGAUGUUGAACCGGAGGCUCGCAGCCUGCUGCCCUCUCCAUCAGCUCUCCCCUCCGUGCGCGCAUCUCACUCCCGCGUAGGCUCGCUUGUCUGCAGACCGGCUUCAAGAAAAAAGUAUGCAGUAAAAGCAAGUGUCAAGUCGCUUUUGGGCUGUUCCACUGGAGGGAAGGAAAAGUUGAAGUUCCAGAAAAAGGAGGACGAUGCAGUGAGAGCCCACACAUUGCUGUGAACAGGCUCGUCUUGGGAAGAGCUUCUUGGUUCCAUUUCAGCCUGGAGGAAAUGGAGUCACCACCGCAUGUGCUUGGGACUGAUGGCAAGAACAACAUUUCUUUUUAAAAGAUAUCUUGAAAGCCAGAAAUGAUGUGCAACGGAUUAAUCCCACUGAGAACCUGAGGACACGGCACAUCUCAAGGACUCCAUCACUCGUACUCAGCAGACAGAUAGCAGCAUGCUGCCGUGACUGAAGUGGAGACUGACAUUUUGGAGGCCCUUUAGGAGACCUCUCCAUCUCCCCUGACUGCCUUCUCCUUUUUUCCUCGACGUCCGUCUCUGCCUCCUCUCCGCCGUGCGUCCCCACCCCUUCGCCUAACCCCAGCAUGGAUCUGAAAGACCAUAGGCACCGCUCUCUGACGAGAGGUCGGUGCUCCAAAGAGGCCCAGUACACCACCUCGUCCCUGGACGGAGACGAGUGCCGCGUGCCUACCCAGAAGUCUUACAGCUCCAGCGAGACGCUCAAGGCCUUCGACCAUGAGCAGAGGCUUCACUAUGGAGGCUGUGUGACCGACCUGGUGCACCAUGAGGCUGAUGAGUACGCCAGGCAAGGCCUCCUGGAGUUUUCUCCUGUUCUCCUGCGAUACCUCAUCUCAGUGGGAGGAAAAGACGUCAAAGCAAGGAAGACAUGGAAUGGGGGUAACUUCACCCUGGCUGAGCUGGGAGUAUGUGAAACAACUCCCCCUCCGCAUCCAGCUGCUGUUCCCUAUUGUCCCGACCUAGGCCUCCUCCAGAGGGGGUACUCCCUCAGCGCCGGCUCAGAUGCCGACUCAGACCCAGAGGGGCCAUUAUCUCCAGAGCAAGCCAUCCAGCUGUGGGCCGGCAGAGGAGGGGUAAAAUCCCGCCGCAGCUCAGGAGUGUCCAGUCGUGAGAACUCAGCCCUCACCCUCACCGACUCUGACAAUGACACCAAGUCUGACGAUGAGUCAGUUUACCUAGACGACGAAGGGGGCGAGGAUCCGUUUGGAGACUAUGUGAUCAGUCGCCCACUCCCUCCAACCUCUUCCUCCACCUUGCUCCCUCCGUCCCUCCCGUCCUCCUCCUCCGCCCCCCACCACCACCCUUCUCCCGGUCCAUCCCCCCCCAUCAGGGAGUGUCAGGUGCCCCUGCUGGAGAAAAACUCCACCCACUCUCACCUGGAGCCCCACCCAGAGGACUCAUACUUGCUCCGAGCCCAGCCCUCCUCCACGGGGGGUGCCAACCACCACAGUCAGUCGACGUUACGGCCUCCGCUGCCCCCUCCCCACAACCACCAGUCCCUGUCCCACCAGUCUGCCAACAGCCUGAACAGAAACACCCUGAGAGGGGGCCGCAACCCCAUCCACGCCCCGCCUCCCGGCCCGGGAGACGGACCCACCACCCCCGAGUCAGUGCAGCUACAAGACAGCUGGGUGCUCAACAGCAACGUCCCCCUCGAGACCAGGCACUUCUUAUUCAAGACGUCUUCGGGGACCACCCCUCUCUUCAGUAGCUCCUCCCCCGGUUACCCCCUGACGUCGGGGACGGUGUACUCUCCGCCCCCUCGCCUGCUACCCAGAAACACCUUCUCCCGCUCAGCCUUCAAGCUCAAGAAGCCGUCCAAAUACUGCAGCUGGAAGUGUGCGGCGGUGACAGCCAUCGCAGCCGCCACCCUGCUGGCCAUACUACUGUCCUACUUCAUCGCGAUCAACUUGCUGGGUCUGACGUGGCAGCUGAAGCCCUCCGACGGCCCCGUGUUAAACAACGGACUGGGAGCCGGCCUGCCCGUCAACAGCGAUGUGGCCACACUGCCCUCUGGAGGCAGAGGCGCGUGGGCCGGCCGUAACACCAGCAUAGACUCCGGCAGCAUCGAGGUGGGGAGACGGGUGACCCAAGAAGUCCCUCCAGGAGUGUUUUGGAGGUCUCUGCUCUUCUUAAGCCAGCCACAGUUCCUCAAGUUCAACAUCUCCCUCGGCAAGGAUGCCCUGUUCGGCGUGUACAUCCGCAAGGGCCUGCCGCCCUCACACGCCCAGUAUGACUACAUGGAGCGGCUGGACGGGAAGGAGAAGUGGAGCGUGGUGGAGUCCCCGAGGGAGAGGCGGAGCAUCCAGACCGUGGUCCUCAACGAGGCGGUGUUCGUCCAGUACCUGGACGCCGGCGCCUGGCAUUUGGCCUUCUACAACGACGGCCGGGAGAGGGAGACGGUUUCCUUCAGCACCAACGUCAUGGAUUCAGUGCAAGAGUGCCCGCGUAAUUGCCAUGGUAACGGAGAGUGCAAUUCUGGCGUGUGCCACUGCUUCCCGGGUUUCCACGGCAUGGACUGCUCCAAAGCGGCAUGCCCGGUGCUGUGCAGCGGCAACGGCCAGUACGACAAGGGAUCCUGUGUUUGCUACAGCGGCUGGAAAGGACCGGAGUGCGAUGUCCCCGUCACCCAAUGCAUUGACCCUCUGUGCAGCGGACACGGCUCGUGCACCGACGGAAACUGCGUGUGCUCCAUCGGCUACAAGGGGCAGAACUGUGCAGAGGUUGAUUGUCUGGAUCCGACAUGUUCCAACAAUGGGAUUUGUGUGAAUGGGGAGUGCCACUGCAAGCCGGGCUGGGGGGGCCUGCACUGCGAGCUGCCCAGGGCCCAGUGUCCGGACCAGUGCCACGGCCACGGGGCCUUCAUACCCGACACGGGCUUGUGCAGCUGUGACCCCAACUGGAUGGGACCCGACUGCUCCAUGGAGGUGUGCUCGGUGGACUGCGGCACCCAUGGCGUUUGUAUGGGGGGAGCCUGCCGCUGCGAGGAGGGCUGGACCGGCGCAGCCUGCGACCAGCGCGUCUGCAACCCGCUCUGCAUCAAACACGGGACCUGCAAGGACGGGAAGUGUCAGUGCCACCAGGGCUGGAACGGAGAGCACUGCACCAUUGACCAUAGGAGUAUGAUUGACAAAGCAGACGGCUGUCCUAACUUGUGUAACGGGAACGGCCAGUGCACUAUGGGUCAGCAGAGCUGGCACUGUGAAUGUCAGACGGGCUGGAGGGGCCCCGGCUGCAGUGUUGCCAUGGAGACCUCCUGUGCAGACAACAAGGACAACGAAGGAGAUGGACUUACAGACUGUAUGGACCCAGACUGUUGCAUUCAGACUCCCUGUCAGAACAGUCCUCUGUGCCGGGGCUCCCGGGACCCUCUGCUAGUCAUCCAGCUGAGCCCCAUGUCCCAGCCCCGGGUUCGCUCCUUUUACGAUCGUGUCAAAAUGCUCGUGGGACGGGACAGCACCCACAUCAUUCCUGGGGAAAAUCCAUUCAACUCCAGCUUGGCAUCACUAAUCCGGGGUCAAGUGUUGACGACAGAUGGAACCCCUCUGGUGGGGGUGAACGUGUCUUUUGUCAACUAUCCAAACUACGGAUACACGCUGACACGGCAGGAUGGAAUGUUUGACCUGAUAGCUAAUGGUGGUGCAUCACUGACUCUGCGGUUCGAGCGUGCCCCCUUCUUGAGCCAGGAGCGCACAGUGUGGUUGCCCUGGAGCCAGUUUUAUGCUAUGGACACUCUGGUGCUUAAGACAGAAGAGAACACGAUCCCAGGCUGUGACCUGAGCGGCUUCGUCAGGCCUGACCCUCUUGUGAUUGCAUCCCCUCUCUCCUCCUUCUUCAGUUCCAAGCCAGGGGAGAAACCCAUCAUACCGGAGACACAGGUGCUGCAUGAGCAGAUCGAGGUGCCCGGCACAAGUUUAAAGUUGAGCUACCUAAGCUCCAGGACCCAAGGUUACCGCUCUCUUCUCAAGGUCACCAUGACUCCCGCCGUGGUGUCCAUGGGCCUGCUGAAGGUCCACCUGAUGGUGGCGGUGGAAGGACACCUCUUCCAGAAGUGGUUCCACGCCUCCCCCAACUUGGCCUACACCUACAUCUGGGAUAAGACGGAUGCGUACGGCCAGAGAGUCUACGGCCUCUCACAAGCUGUUGUGUCUGUGGGCUAUGAGUACGAGUCGUGUGCCAGUCUGAUCCUGUGGGAGAAGAGAACGGCCAUCCUGCAGGGCUACGAAUUGGAUCCCACCAAUUUGGGUGGCUGGUCGCUCGACAAGCACCACAUCCUGAACACACGCAGUGGCAUUCUGCACAAGGGCAGCGGAGAGAACAUCUUUGUGACAGAGCAGCCCCCGGUGAUCACGAGCAUCAUGGGAAAUGGCCGCAGGCGCAGCAUCUCCUGCCCCAGCUGCAACGGCCUUGCGGAUGGCAACAAGCUGCUGGCGCCGGUUGCCUUGGCGAUGGGCAUUGACGGCAGCCUGUAUGUUGGAGACCUGAACUUUGUACGUCGUGUCUACCCAUCUAUGAACACGACCGGCAUCCUGGAAUUAAGGAAUAAAGAUUUCAGGCACAGCAAUAAUCCGACCCACAAGUACUUCCUGGCGGUGGAUCCGGUAUCUGGGGCGCUGUUCAUCUCGGACACCAACUCCCGCCGCAUCUACCGCGUCCGCUCAUUAACGGGCGGCCGGCUGCUGUCGGACAACGCCGAGGUGGUGGCGGGGACGGGGGAGCAGUGCCUGCCCUUCGACGAGCGCUGCGGUGACGGCGGAAAAGCCACCGAAGCAACACUUAUGAGCCCCAAAGGUAUUGCGGUGGAUAAAAACGGCCUGAUGUAUUUUGUGGAUGCCACCAUGAUCCGCAAGGUGGACCAGAACGGCAUCAUCUCCACUCUGCUGGGGGCCAAUGAUCUGACCUCCGUACGGCCUCUGAGCUGUGACACCAGCAUGGACGUCAGCCAGGUGCGGCUGGAGUGGCCCACGGACUUAGCAGUGAACCCCAUGGACAACUCCCUCUAUGUCCUGGAAAACAAUGUCAUCCUGCGUAUCACUGAGAACCACCAGGUGAGCAUCAUAGCGGGGCGGCCCAUGCACUGCCAGGUGCCGGGGAUUGACUACAGCCUCAGUAAGCUGGCCAUCCACGCGGCCCUGGAGAGCGCCACGGCCGUCGCCCUGUCCCACACCGGGAUACUCUACAUCGCUGAGACCGACGAGAAAAAGAUUAACCGAGUUAGACAGGUGAGCACCAACGGAGAAAUCUCCCUCCUGGCCGGCGCGGCCUCCGACUGCGACUGCAAAAACGACGUCAACUGUAACUGCUUCUACGGCGACGAAGGCUACGCCCCCGACGCCGGCCUGAACUCCCCCACGUCCUUGGCGGUCUCCCCCGACGGGACGCUUUUCAUCGCAGACCUCAACAACAUCCGCAUCAGAGCGGUGCGGGCCAACCGGCCCGGCCCCGCCGUCUCCAGCGUGGGUUACGCAGGAUCUGCCCAGUACGAGGUGGCGUCGCCGCGGGAACAGGAGCUGUACGUGUUCAACGGGGAAGGCCUUCACAUCCAGACGGUCAGCCUGGUCACCGGGGAGCCGCUUUACAACUUCACCUACGGGCCCGACGGCGAGCUGGCCAUGCUGGUGGAUAACUGCAACAACAGCGUGAAGGUGAGGAGGGACGGCCUCGGCCAGGGAGGAUCAGCCGGUCUCCUCCGGCUGGUGCUGCUGCCGGAGAAUCAAGUGGUGACGCUGGGAUUGGACCCCACCGGAGGCCUGCGCAGCGUGGCUGCCAUGGGCCAGGAGGUGGCUCUGAUGGGCUACAGCGGGAACACGGGCCUCCUGGCUACCAAGGCUGAUGAGACUGGAUGGACCACAUUUUAUCAGUACGACAGCGAAGGCCGCUUGACCAACAUGACCUACCCGACGGGCAUGGUGACCAGUCUGCACCGCGAGAUCGAGCGCUCCAUCAACAUCGACAUUGAGAGCUCCAGCAGAGACGACGACGUCACCGUGGUCACCAACCUGUCCUCCGUGGAAGCCUCGUACACCGUGGUGCAAGACCAAGUGAGGAAUAGCUAUCAGCUCUGCAACAACGGGACCCUGAGAGUGAUGUAUGCCAACGGCAUGGGCAUCAGUUUCCACACAGAGCCCCACAUCCUGGCCGGCUCCGUCAGUCCCACAAUCGGUCGGAGGAACAUCACCCUGCCGACAGAUAAUGGCCUCAACUCCAUUGAGUGGCGUCUGCGCAAGGAGCAGACCAAGGGCAAGGUCACUGUGUUUGGGAGGAAACUGAGGGCUCACGGCCGCAAUCUCCUCUCCAUUGAUUUUGAUCGCAACACGCGUACAGAGAAAAUUUAUGAUGAUCACCGCAAGUUUACGCUCCGCAUCAUGUACGAUGUUCAGGGCCGGCCGGCGAUGUGGCUGCCCAGCAGCAGCCUGGCGGUGGUAAAUGUGUCGUAUUCAUCCACCGGACAGCUGAUCGGGCUGCAGAGGGGCAGCAUGAGCGAGAGGACAGAAUUCGACUCCCAGGGGCGCAUCGUGUCUCGCGCUUUUGUGGACGGGAAGGUGUGGAGUUACAGCUACCUCGACAAGUCCAUGGUGCUGCUCCUGCAAAGCCAACGGCAGUACGUGUUUGAGUUCGACGCCUCAGGCCGAGUCACGGCCGUCACGAUGCCCAGCGUCGCUCGCCACACCAUGUUCACACACGUGUCCGUCGGUUAUAUCCGCAACACGUACAACCCUCCGGAGAGCAACGCCUCCAUCAUCCACGACUUCAGCGAGGACGGCCGACCCCAGGCCACGCAGUACCUGGGCACCGGCCGCCGUGUCCUCUACAAGUACGGCAAGCUGGCCAAACUGUCAGAGAUCGUGUACGACAGCACCGCGGUCACGUUCGGGUACGACGAGACAGCUGGCGUUCUCAAGAUGGUCAACCUGCAGAGCGGAGGCUUCUCCUGCACCAUCCGCUACCGCAAAAUGGGCCCCCUCAUCGACAAGCAGAUCUAUCGCUUCAGUGAGGAGGGGAUGGUGAACGCACGGUUCGACUACACCUACCAUGACAACAGCUUCCGCAUCGCCAGCAUGAAGCCCGUCAUCAGUGAGACACCACUUCCUGUCGACCUCUACCGCUAUGAUGAGAUCUCUGGAAAGGUGGAGCACUUUGGGAAGUUUGGGGUGAUUUACUACGACAUUAACCAGAUCAUCACCACUGCCGUGAUGACACUGAGCAAGCACUUUGACACUCACGGUCGCAUCAAGGAGGUCCAGUACGAGAUCUUCCGUUCGCUCAUGUACUGGAUGACGGUGCAGUACGACAGCAUGGGCCGGGUGGUGAAGCGAGAGCUGAAGAUCGGGCCGUACGCCAACACCACUCAGUAUCGUUACGAUUAUGACGGAGAUGGACAGCUCACUGGCGUCAAGGUGAAUGACUGGUCCACUUGGCGCUACAGCUACGACCUGAACGGGAACCUCCACCUCCUGAAUCCCGGGAACAGCGCUCGCAUCCUGCCGCUCCGCUACGACCUCCGAGACCGCAUUACCCGCCUGGGAGACGUUCAGUACCGCCUGGAUGAAGACGGCUUCCUCAGCCAGCGCGGCUCAGACGUCUUUGACUACAAUUCCAAAGGUCAGCUGAUGCGGGCGUACAACCGCGGGCCGGGAGGCUGGAGCGUGGUGUAUCACUACGACGGACUGGGCCGCCGGGUGUCCACGAGGAACAGCCUCGGGCAGCACCUUCAGUUCUUCUACGCCAACCUCAAUCAUCCGACCAGGGUGACGCACAUCUUCAAUCACUCCAGCUCUGACAUCUCAUCGCUCUACUAUGACCUGCAGGGUCACUUGUUUGCAAUGGAAGUGAGUAGUGGAGAAGAAUACUACAUAGCCUCGGACAACACCGGCACUCCGCUGGCCGUCUUCAGCAGCAAUGGACAGAUGAUCAAACAGGUGCAGUACACGGCCUACGGGGAGGUGUACCUGGACUCCAACCCCGAGUUCCAGCUGGUCGUGGGUUUCCACGGAGGCCUGUACGACCCCCUGACGAAGCUGGUCCACUUCACCCAACGGGACUACGACGUCUUGGCCGGACGCUGGACCUCGCCUGACUACAGCAUGUGGCCCAAGAUCGGGAAAGAUCCUGCCCCUUUUAACCUGUACAUGUUCAAGAACAACAACCCACUCAGUGACAUGUUGGACGUCAAAAACUACGUCACAGAAGUGAAGAGCUGGUUGGUGAUGUUUGGCUUCCAGCUCAGUAACAUAAUCCCGGGGUUCCCUCGACACUCGCUGUACUUUGUGGAGCCCCCGUACGAGCUACAGGCCACGCAGCACUGCGAGAACGGACAGCUCAUCACCGGGGUGCAGCAGGCGGCGGAGCGCCACAACCAGGCCUUCAUGGCCCUGGAGGGGCGCCUGCUCAACAAGGAGCGCCGCAGACGCAAAGACAAGCCCGGCCACUGGUUCGGCAUCAACACCCCGAUAAUCGGCCGAGGAGUGAUGCUGGCCCUGAAGGAGGGUCGGGUGGUGGCCGGCGUCUCGGCGCUGGCCAGCGAGGACAGCCGUAAGGUCGCUCUGGUGCUCAACGGGGCCCAGUACCUGGAGGGCACUCAUUACACGCAGGAUGGGAAGGACUGUCACUACUUUGUGAAAGUAGGCUCGGCUGACAGCGACCUGCUGGCCCUGGGGCUCACGAACGGACGCAAGUCGCUCGACAGCGGCAUCAACGUGACGGUCAGCGGCCGGUCGAGGAGAGGCGUGACGGUGGAGUUCGCCGUCCCAUCUCUGGUGCUCAGCAUCCGGUACGGGCUGGCCGUGGACGUGGUGGACGAGGAGAAGGUAAGACUGUUGGAGCUGGCCCGGCAGCGGGCGCUGGCGGGGGCGUGGGCCAAGGAGCAGCAGCGGGUCAGGGACGGGAAGGGAGGCAGUCGCCUCUGGACGGAGGGAGAGAGACAGCAGCUCCUGACCACAGGCAGAGUACAGGGCUACGAUGGCUACUACGUACUUCCUGUGGAGCAGUACCCAGAACUGGCUGACAGCAGCAACAACAUCCAGUUUCUCAGACAGAACGAGAUGGGUAAGAGGUAACAGCCCACCUGAACUCUCUUGAAGGGCCGAGUCCUCCCUCAUCUCUAAAUCCUGUCCCUUUUUUCCUACCCAGCCCCCUCAACCUUACUCCUCUGAAAAACCUACGGAGAAUUAACCAACAAAACGGGGUUACUCACGGAACGCUGCAGGGACUUUUGAAAAGAAUGACUUCACAGAAAAAAACAUUGUUAAUUUUACUGCCACCGGCAAAAAAAAAAAAAGUGGAAAAAAGGAAAAAAAAAAAGGUUUAGUCGAGGCUUUUUUUUUCUUUUUUUGGAAAAAAACUUUGAACAACCGAUAAAGCACUGGAGAACUUUGAGAACUGUUGCUUAGUGAAUAAGAAGAUUCCCCUUUUUAAAAAAGAUAGUGAUAUUUUCACCCAUAUUUUUUGGGUCACACCGAGAAACGGCCACGAAAGCAACGGAUCUAAAACGAGGGAGUUGCACCGUGGUGGCUCCCGCGAUCAAGGCUUGUUUGUCUCUGCUAUGUACUGAAGGCAAAAAGGGACCAAAAAGCGGAGACUAGGCUACUCCGGAGUGCAGCCAUCACCACCACCACGCGUCAAAGGUGGACGUCAUGAACAGCAACAUACAAGGCAACAUCCAAGAGAGUCGUCCCCCUGUCUCAGGCCUCCCAUUGUCCACCAUGGACCAGUCCUUCACAUCCAACCACGCAACACGCGGGAUAACGGCGUCCCCCGAAGCUGUUGACGAAACAAGAGCAUAAACUUUUUAAAAAAGGAAAACAAAAACGAAAAAAAAAAGUCCAAAAAAAGUGAUGGCUAUAUUUGUGAACUGUGGUAUCACAUGACAUUGUUUAUUUUACAAUGGGAAGAAGAAUCAUAUUACUACAUAUGUGUCAGACUACACUAAAGUUCAGGAUGUUGCGUAUACUGUAGAUGCCGUAGCUUUGUACGUUUCAGUCGCGGUAGAAUUGUGAGGCUUUCACCAAGGCACUUCUGUACAGAAUGAUCAUACACACCAGUCACCGAGUCCGUAAAACAUGCUGAGUUCCUAUUUAUUUUACUUUUGUCUUCUCUUUUUUUUUGUAUUUAUUUAUUCUUAGUACUAUAUGACAAUCAUGAAUGAGUCACCAGUUCGAUUCGAAGUGAGCAUUAUCAGAUGAGCUUAUUUUCUUUUGUAAAAUAUGUAAUAAAAGUUCAUUUUGGUUUUGUAUUACUUUCCGUUCGCUGACAGGGCAAAUAAUAGUCACCCUCAAAAAGAAUAAUUUAUGUAAUAAAGUGUUUUAAAAGCAGUUUAUACUUUAAAUAAAGUCUUUAAAACUGUGAAAUCUGUUUUUUCGAAGUAUAUUUCGAUGUACAGUGUAUAGACUUACCUUUAUGCAGCACAGUAGAAUAUUGUUCAGAAUAUCAAGUUUUAUAUUUCUAAGAGGAAGUGGCUUGUAAUGUGCAAAAUCUUUAGCUGGUCUUACUACUCUAGAGUUUUGUGGCACUCUAAUACUCCAUUAUCUACAAUAUCCGUCCCCAGUUUGUUUGUUUCUUCUGUUGUUUUUCCUUUUCUUUUUGUUUUUGUUUUUCUUCUGGGUUAUUUCUGUCCUAGAUCCCAACAGCGGUAGCAGUAAUGGAUCCCUCUCACUGUGAGGAGACUCAUGCUGAAUGUCAUGAUGUACCAAAUCAGUAUUAUUGGAGGAUGAUUCUUAUACAUUCACUUAAACGAGACUCUUCUGAGAACCUUAUCAAUAAAACAUAAUUGUUUACUUCAACUGGGCAAUGUGUAAUUUGAUUUCAUCUCGUUAUUUUUUGCAUUUGAGGAUGAUUACUUUACAUCUGUUGCGUCUCAAAGCAGUGCAGAUGUUGCUGAUGUACAAGAAAGCUCCGUUAAAUAAAGCAGUUUAAUUGUGCUCUGUUCUCACCAGUAGGAUCAUUUUAUUUUCUUUUUUUUUUUGUCUAUGAAGGUUUAUG
Molecule: messenger RNA, 11358 nt
Organism: Cololabis saira (Pacific saury)
Lineage: Eukaryota; Metazoa; Chordata; Actinopteri; Beloniformes; Belonidae
Gene: tenm2a
Product: teneurin transmembrane protein 2a
Exons: 42
Coding region: 948-9437 (2829 amino acids)
Biological process (GO): heterophilic cell-cell adhesion; neuron development; signal transduction
Cellular component (GO): neuron projection; membrane
Molecular function (GO): cell adhesion molecule binding; protein heterodimerization activity; protein homodimerization activity
Source: RefSeq, a predicted model, not a curated record